Molecule: messenger RNA, 1649 nt
Organism: Balaenoptera ricei (Rice's whale)
Lineage: Eukaryota; Metazoa; Chordata; Mammalia; Artiodactyla; Balaenopteridae
Gene: SYNGR2
Product: synaptogyrin 2
Exons: 4
Coding region: 65-739 (224 amino acids)
Cellular component (GO): neuromuscular junction; synaptic vesicle membrane
Source: RefSeq, a predicted model, not a curated record
CGGGCCGGGGGCGAGGCGGCGGGCUGGCUCCUCAGCAGUCCGCGGCGGCGACGGCGACGGCGACAUGGAGAGCGGGGCCUACGGCGCGGCCAAGGCGGGCGGCUCCUUCGACCUGCGGCGCUUCCUGACGCAGCCUCAGGUGGUGGUGCGCGCCGUGUGCUUGGUCUUCGCCUUGAUCGUGUUCUCAUGCAUCUUCGGUGAGGGCUACAGCAACACCCCCAGCUCCAAACAGCAGUACUGCGUGUUCAACCUCAACGAGGACGCGUGCCGCUUCGGCAGCGCCAUCGGGGUGCUGGCCUUCCUGGCCUCGGCCUUCUUCCUCGUGGUUGACGUCUAUUUCCCCCAGAUCAGCAACGCCACUGACCGCAAGUACUUGGUCAUCAGCGACCUGCUCUUCUCAGCUCUCUGGACCUUCCUGUGGUUUGUUGGCUUCUGCUUCCUUGCCAAUCAAUGGGCAGCCACCAACCCAGAAUAUGUGCUGGUGGGAGCCGACUCAGCCCGGGCGGCCAUCACCUUCAGCUUCUUUUCUGUCUUCUCCUGGGGCGUGCUGGCCUCCUUGGCCUACCAGCGCUACAAGGCCGGAGUGGACGACUUCAUCCAGAACUAUGUGGACCCCACUCUGGACCCCAGCACGGCCUACGCCUCCUACCCAGGCGCGCCUGCAGACAGCUACCAGCAGCCGCCCUUCACCCAGAGCGCCGAGACCACAGAGGGCUACCAGCCGCCCCCCGUGUACUGAGCUGCAGCCGGGGAUGGUAAGGGGAGGAGGGAGGGCGCCUGGGGGGCCUCCCCUCUUCCUGGACUCCUCCCCCGAGGCUGGUCUCCCAGAGCUGCCGGCCCCUCUCGAUCCACCUGGCGCCUGUCCGAGCUGACACACCGCCUGGAGAGAGAGCCCCUGCCUCCUCGUCCUGGCUGCUGGCCUCAGAGCCUCGGCCUGUGCCCCACGGGGCUUCACCCACCACUCCUCGAGGGCAUUUUUUUAGGGAAGGGUUUUUGUUUAGACAGGUUUUGUCAUUGCUUUUAAUGAUCCCCAGCCCCGCCUGGAGUAGCUCCAAGGGUCCUACGUGCUGGUUUGACAAGUGCCUUAGCUUCUCCCCAGCCUGAAGGAGCCGGGCCACGUGCAGGCCUCAGUGGCCGCCGCCAUCUGGGGGUCUCUGCCAAAGAUGAGGCUGUGGGGCCUUCCCCCUGCUCUGCUGCUGGCGCUGGGCUGGGGCUCCUUUCCUCCUCACUCAGGUUCAUUCUGCCCCCAGCCCCCUGCCCUCUGCCUGCUCUGCGAGCGGCAGCCCAUGCUCACUGCUGAAGUGUCUGCUUGCUUGGAUCUGGGCUCACGACUCUGUGCCAGUGCCUCUGGGUCACCUUCCUGACAGCCUAGGGGCAGGGCUGGUGCCGCGCCCCCGCCCCCGCCCCCCCCCCACCCCAAGCAGCACUGUCUCUGCUCCCACCCCUUGGCCGCAGGAAGGGGCUUUGCCUGAUGACAACACCCAGCUUUAUGUAAAUACCCCACCACUGUUAGCUGGGAGGUAUGGGGCACACCCACAGCCCACAGGCUGCUCUGAAUGUAUUGCAGAGCCUUGGGGGAAGAUGCACUGCACCCUUGGAUUCUGUUAGACUAAUUUUGGAGAUGGAAUAAAUGUUUUUCUCGUUCAUAA